CGACUUCCCCUGGUAGACCUCAACAAGCGCAGCAGCAGCUGCCCAGUCUCCCGGUGGCGGCGGGGUAAUGGUGGGCGAGGAGGACGCGGAGGCGGUGCCCUCGGGGGAGAGGAAGAGCUCAGCGGGGCGGCACGCGGCGGUCAGAGCGCGCGCACCGGCGCCCCAGGCGGCAGAGGGACUUCGGUCCCUCCUCCUCUUCCUCCUCCUCCGUCGGGCUCCUCCUGCGCCCGCCGCCAUUUUAAGCCGUUGCAGACCGCCGCGGGCGCCUGGUGGGGCGCGAACCCACCGCCCCACCUUCGCCAUCCAUCGCCUCUCUUGUUGGUGGCGCUGGUGCUGCUAGGCGUGCUCGCCCGCCUCCAAGUUGCCCCGCCUUCGCCGUGGGAGGCAAGCGGGGCGCUGGGCUAAACGGAGAGGGGCGGCGGCCGUAGCAGGUUCCGCAGGCGGCCCUGGCUGCCUUUCUUCUUCCCUCCUGUCCCGUCCCGCCCAUGUAGUCAGUGACUUUUAUAAGUGUCAUAUUGCUCAGUGAGGUGCUGAAAUCACUAUUCCAGCUGUAAAAUAUCUGCCAGGAUGUUUAAAAAUGAGUAUCAGGGCGGACCAUUUGUUGAAAUCUUCAGUGCUCAAGGCAAGAAUCCUGGAGCAAAAUGGAAGAUUUUUGGCAGUCCAUCGGUGAUCGGCAAAGAGUUCGAUAAGGAAGUGAAAGGUUUCGUGUUUGUUCUGGAAGGCAGUAGUCAAACCAACAAGAUGCAGCUUCCUAAAGAAACAAGGCAAACUCUUGGACUGAUCCAGCAAUUUCUGGUACUUCAGAUUUAUGUACCGUUGGGACAAGACUUCUCUACAGAAUUGCUGAUAACUGAUUUAGGAAACAUUAAAAGAAGAUUGUAUUUAUCAACGGUCCACAAGGAAUUGUCUGUAACUCCUCUACAUGCAAAGAUUCCUCUGUUUAUGAUCAAGCGCAAAAUUUGGUGCAAUCUGUGCAUUGACUUGGUAGCGUUCACUAGUGAGAUCUUCAAAGGAGCCGUCUUCCAGUCCUUGGAUGGCAUUAUUGUUUCUGCUAACUGUAAACUGCGAAAGAUCUUCACACUGAAGUCAAAGCCCCUGGACACAGCUGAUGAAGGUGUUGAUGGGCCAAUAGAUACAAUUCCACGAGCCUGUCAGUUACAUCCAGAUGUGCCUCAAGUCACGCAACUGCUGAAUAUGAACAAGCUGCUCUCACCAGAACAAAAAUAUGGAGGUCGUCCCUUAACUUCACCGGAAUUAGUAGACCAUCUACUGAACAGAGGACCAGCAACUUCACGAAACACAAAAAAUCAAGAUGUAUCCCACAUUGCGUUUGGAUCUAAGGUCCUUGGACCACCACCACCUUCAGGCCGAAGGUUCUGCACAAGGGCAUCUGGAGAGGUUACAAAAUCAGGGAGCAUCAGAACUAACAGGUCGUGUCAACUGCCAACUUUGGAAAAAGGAAGGGAGCUAGUGCAAGACCCUGGAAGGCCUGAACAUUCCCCCUCACCACUUGAUAUGACGCUAGAUCAAGGAAACAAAGAAAACAUUCGCAGUGCCAGUCGAAUUCUGCUGGACAAGGAUGAAUGGAUAUUUCCUGACCAGGAUUGUUCUCAGAUAAGUUCUAGCAAUCAGUUGCUAAUGACAGAGAAGGAUGACCAAGUUACUGAAAACAAGCAAAUGGCAGAAGACCAGCAUGAGGAUAUUUUUACCUUUUCCUCAAAACCUAGAAUAGCGCCACAUGGUAAGCCCUUGAACCUUUCGUCAGAAGGCUGCAGUUUUUUGGUGGAUUUACAAGAUGAGAUCAGCGGAGUGUGGCGAGGAGCCCAAAUGGAAGAUGACUUUUAUGGAAGUGAAAGCAGUGAAGAAGAUGAGAGCUACAGUGAAUGUGUGCAAGAAUCUGAGAAUCUUCCAACCAGCCACUCUGUAUCAGGUUCAUGUGAACCAGUAACUUCCAAAGAAAUUCCACUGAAGAUUACAUCAAAGAGUCCUGAACACUGGGUAAACAAAGAGCAUGCAAAACAUACCAGUAAGGAAGCAUCACCACCAAGUAUGGAAGAUUCUGUUGUGAUGACUGGAAAAUCAGAUAACAUCAGGAGCUGGUUGCCUACCUCCUGCUUGUCUCCAACAGGAAUUGCAUACGAGUCUUGUAAGGAAAUGUCUGGCAUGUCCAAGGGUGCAUUGGCCAGUCCAUUAAGAACUUCCAUAAUUAGAAAAUCCCUCAAAGAAAUCCCACGUGAGAAUUUGAAUCUGACAGUUCAAACUUCUGGAUAUGACUGGAAAAACUACCAACCAAGCAGCAUGAGUGCCUCUGAACUGCAAAUGUUGGCUAGCAUGAAGAGGCAACAGAAUGAAGAGUUGGAAGAUAAUGGACCUUCACAUGGGCUAAGUGCAUCUCAGAUUGACAACUGUAAUAUCAGCAUCAGCACAAGCAGUGACGACACAACAACCUGGAACUCCUGCCUCCCAGCGCCUGUCAAUCAAGGGUGUCACUAUCAGAAAGAAAUGAACCCUCUUUCCCAUUCCAACCCACGGGACUGGCUAAAUGUAUUCAGCCCUCCUAUAAUUCCUCCAAGUCAACAGCUGAUAGAGCACUCUGAAAAAACAGCAAAUGUGACCUCUCAAGGUGAAGGUGACUUCGGGGCCGAAGAGGAUGACGUUCUCACUCUCUUGUAUGACCCAUGCCUAAAUUGUUAUUUUGAUCCUGAAACUGGGAAAUACUAUGAGUUGGCAUAGCUAUUUCCAAGGCCAAGGAACAUGACCUAUUCUUUAAUCCUGUUCCAGCACUUAGGUCUUUUCAAAAUAUUAUUCUAAAAUUGAUGUUUUUCUUCCCAACAGUCCAGAACUUUAUAUCAGCCUAUAGUGUCUGAAGAAGAACCAAAAUGCUUGUAAAUAAUAAACAGUCUUAUUUUUGUAGAUUUGUGUAUAUUCUAAUAGCAAGUUUAUAAGGCUUUUGAUGUUUUUCAUAGACUGUUGCUGACGUUAUGUAAAAUAUUGAAAGAUUAAUGUGUGUGAACAAAUUACACUAAAGCUAAAAUAUUUGCAGGGUUAAUCUGUGAAUGAAGGUGUGAUGAAAAAAUUUCCACUAACUUGCUCAUUCUUUCAACUUGAAUAAUUUAAGUGAAUGUAUUGCCUUUUUGUACUUUAGAAUAUAAAGUAUUAUAUUCAAAGGGAAGUGUUCCAUUAACUGCCUUUUCUCUUCUUGUUAUUGGAUAAAACAAUAUUUUAUUUUA
This is a messenger RNA of Hemicordylus capensis (graceful crag lizard), 3230 nucleotides long. It is a transcript of the gene CFAP20DC, whose product is annotated as CFAP20 domain containing. Bases 568 to 2733 code for a protein of 721 amino acids. NCBI's taxonomy places the organism in Eukaryota, Metazoa, Chordata, Lepidosauria, Squamata, Cordylidae. The record is from RefSeq and is a predicted model, not a curated record. The transcript is spliced from 16 exons.